This is a messenger RNA of Dentiscutata erythropus, 196 nucleotides long. The record is from the annotation of a GenBank genome assembly. Lineage: Eukaryota; Fungi; Glomeromycota; Glomeromycetes; Diversisporales; Gigasporaceae.
AUGAACUUAAAAAGAUAUUGGAAUAAAUUGGACAAAAGGUCUAAUUUCCUUUCUAAAAUAAUUGAAUUAGUGGUACCUUCUAAAAUAAUGAAACAACAGUCUUACCUUUGGAAAAGGACUAUAAACUCCUUAAAAGAACUGUUGAGUCACUCUACUGGUUUAACCUUAAAGGAACCAGAAACUAUUGGUGACACCG